Cryptococcus deneoformans JEC21 is the source of this 1937-nucleotide messenger RNA. RefSeq names its product 5-oxoprolinase, putative. The record is from RefSeq and is a predicted model, not a curated record. Gene Ontology annotation, molecular function: 5-oxoprolinase (ATP-hydrolyzing) activity. Bases 150 to 1880 code for a protein of 576 amino acids. Gene Ontology annotation, biological process: glutathione metabolic process. NCBI's taxonomy places the organism in Eukaryota, Fungi, Basidiomycota, Tremellomycetes, Tremellales, Cryptococcaceae. Gene Ontology annotation, cellular component: cytosol. The transcript is spliced from 7 exons.
GGCGAGGAUGCAAUGGCUAAGAAUCAAGAAACAAAAGACAAGAUGCUAGCGGGAGGCACUAUCGCCUUAUACCCUCUCAAUUUGGAACGUUGACAAAACCAUUUCCCGCCAUAUCAUAGUUGAAACCACCCAUAGUCACAUCAGCCAAUAUGACCGUCACAUACGACCCGAUCACGCUUAGUCUCUUUGCGAACCGCUUUAUGAGCGUCGCGGAGGCGAUGGGACGCUCGCUGCAGCAGACCUCCAUUUCAACCAACAUUAAGGAGCGUCUGGAUUACUCUUGUGCACUCUUCAGUCACACUGGUGAUCUUGUCGCGAAUGCGCCUUUCAUCCCUGUUCACCUGGGAUCCAUGUCUUUCGCCGUCAAGUAUCAGCUUCAACACUGGAAGUCUGACCUCAAGUCCGGAGAUGUGCUGCUGGCCAACUCGCCUAUCGCAGGCGGGUCCCAUCUACCCGACUUGACAGUCAUCACUCCCGUGUUUGAUCCGACUCUGGGCAAGGAGGGCCAGAUCAUCUUCUUCACAGCUUCACGAGCACACCACUCAGAUAUUGGUGGUAUCACCGGAGGUUCGAUGCCAGCGACAAGUACUACCCUUAUCGAGGAAGGUGCCGAGAUUGUGUCUUUCAAGCUUGUCUCAGGGGGUAAAUUCAACGCUACUGAGCUGUACCGUCUGCUCGUCGAGGAGCCAGCCAAGUUCCCUGGGUGCAGCGGAUGCAGGAACUACCGCGAUGUCGAGAGCGAUAUCAAAGCUCAAAUCGCUGCAAACCACAAGGGCUCGCAACUGCUUCAUUCUCUAGUCGGCGAACAUGGCCUCGAAGUGGUGCAUGGAUACAUGCGAUUCGUGCAGGAGAAUGCAGAGCAGGCGGUGCGGAAAAUGCUGCGUAAGGCAGCGCAGGAAAGCAAUGUGCUUGUGGCGGUCGACUACCUGGACGACGGUUCACCCAUCUGCCUCAAAGUUACCAUUGACGAGAAGAAGGGCUCGGCAGUCUUUGACUUCACCGGCACUGGCCCUGAAGUCCGGGGCAAUCUGAACGCGCCGAUCGCUGUCGUGCACUCGGCCAUCAUCUACUGCAUGCGCGCAAUGGUAAACCAAGACAUCCCUCUCAAUGCUGGCUGCCUCGUCCCUCUUAACAUCAUCAUCCCCGACGAGAGUCUUCUCAACCCGUCACCCGAAGCUGCCGUCUGCGCCGGAAACGUCCUCACAUCGCAGCGUAUCACCGAUGUCGUGCUCAAGGCUUUCAACGCUUGCGCCGCCAGCCAGGGGUGCUGCAACAAUUUAUCUUUCGGCGUUGGGGGAAAGGACCUCAUCACUGGUGAGGUGAAGAGCGGUUGGGGCUAUUACGAGACCAUUGCUGGAGGAAGUGGAGCUGGUCCGGAUUGGGAUGGUACUUCAGGCGUUCACUGCCAUAUGACCAAUACUCGUAUCACCGACCCCGAGAUUCUCGAGCGACGUUACCCCGUCAUCCUCAGACAGUUUGGUUACCGCCCGAACUCUGGUGGAGAAGGUGCGUACCACGGCGGCAACGGUGUCAUCCGAGACCUCGAGUUCCUUCAGCCCAUUCAAGUGUCUAUGCUCUCCGAGAGGAGAUCACGAGCACCAUAUGGUCUCGCCGGGGGCGCCAACGGCAAGACAGGUGUCAACACAUGGAUCAAGCUGCCUACAGCGGCUAACGGCAAGACAAGGCGUGUCAACAUUGGCGGUAAAGCGACGGUGCAGUUUGGCGCAGGCGACAGGUUGCUCAUCCAAACACCAGGAGGAGGUGGAUGGGGCCGAGUAGCAAGUCGCAAGGCGCAAACAAUCACCGUGCCACAAGUACAGUGGGAAGCGAGGGGCAGUCUGGCAGAGAGGGCGUUGUCCGAGGCGGCGUUCGGGGCAUGAGCAGGUUGAUGCGUGGGUUCUUCAUUAGAUGCCAUUUAAAUCGGUAUUAGUUGGAGA